AUGAACGUUUUACUCCUUGCCGGUGGCAGGGUCCGCAAUCAACUGAAUGUGCCCAAGAAGCCGACGACACGCAAGAAUUCUUUUCCGGCGGAAUACGCCAACAUCCUGCCCCCGUCCCAGAGGUUCGUGCUCGGGCAACUAUGGACGACAUAUAAAGAAGCCCCAGCCUCGUCCGAGGUGUUAUCAUCGCUCCUCUCAAUUGGCAGCGACUACCAGCUCGCCGACGGCUCUAAAUUUGUCUACAGCGGCUUCUCUGUUAGUGAAAUAAGGGCCCUAGGUGACUUUCCAGACUACGCCAAGCUAUCGGGCGUACCAUUACCCACGCCGGUGCCUGACUUCAAAGUUGAUGCUGCGUUCCCUCGGCCAUAUAGGCCUUUUCGAUGGAACUACCACCAAACCAUGGAUUAUUGGCUUGAGUUAGAGAGUACAUACCGUCAACGAGUCCUACAACGCCAAGAGCUUUACGCAAAACAUGGUCAAGAUGUGUUGAGGGCUCUACCCGGGUCUGAGCUCGCCUGCAAGGAGCUGAUGGAGAUGGUCCUUCAAUUUCUAUGCACACGUUACCCACACCUAUUUCAAGUGAAGGACAAGAGGACCUUGGUCAACAACAUUCUAGGAACCACACACGAUCUGACAAAAUCUGAGCCAUUGCAUGUACUUCUAAACAAUGUGCCCGAAGAUUUUGCGCUUGUUCUCCGGGAUGAGAAAACAGGACGCUAUGUUUUCAGGGCAGGCAUUAUUUGCUCGUCCGUAGGGUGGCACCUUGGGCACAAGAUUGGACUAGAUAUGGCUUCUAUCCACGCCCCGGUACCUGAUUUCAAGGAGAAGCUCGCCUUUAGCCUGGACCGGUUCUUUACCAAGAUGCAGACAUCUCAACCAAUCCAGCGGGGCUCUUGGGGUCUCGAAGUGGGACAGCCCCUGUUUCUCCCCGCGGAGCAUCCUCAGUUUGUUCAUAGGAACAACCAGAAUGCAAACCUACGCGCCGAAGACAUCAAUCUGCGCGUUGACUGGCAGACACUUCGACGCCUACCGCUCUCCGGUGCCAUCGUGUUCAACUUUCGCGCUUUGUUCACCCCACUCCCGGAGUUUCGUGACGAGCCGUACGUGCCGUCUCUACUCCUCAAGAUUCUGGAUGAGGGCAAGAGAAAUCUGAUGGAUUACAAGGGGACAUGGCAUGUUGAACACAUUGCUAAGCCUGCAUUGCACGAGUACGAGAAAUUCCAGGUUUCCCAAGGGCUUGUGGAGCCAGAGUGGGAGCCACGGACCUUGGAUGAGACACCGUUUUACCCUGGCUGGAAGGAGAAGUGGACCACGACGGGAUUGGUGGAUACGCGUCGAUGCAAAUCAUGA
This is a messenger RNA of Geosmithia morbida, 1350 nucleotides long. Its product is annotated as Protein of unknown function (DUF3445). The record is from RefSeq and is a predicted model, not a curated record. The coding region runs from base 1 to 1350 and encodes 449 amino acids. NCBI's taxonomy places the organism in Eukaryota, Fungi, Ascomycota, Sordariomycetes, Hypocreales, Bionectriaceae. The transcript has 4 exons.